AAAAUAAACAACAUAGGCGUUGUGUGGAGUUUACCAGUUUCUGCUCCAUCAGGUAGCAAAGCUAGAUUAAUUUGCGGCUUUCUGACCAAAGACAACUCUCAUCUUCGCCAGAAAAAUUGUAUUUGAUAUCCACAGAUGCCGCGACGUGUAAAUAAGAGGUUUGGGCCGGUGAUUAUGUAGGCUUUAAGUAGGUACACGUUAGAUCUGCUUGCAUUUGUUUAGCUAGAGCUUAGUUGGCUGUCUGACUGACUCGCUGGCUUUUUGCGAGGUGUAGCGUUAACGUGAGCUCUGGAUAAAUAGCAAGGCUACGUUGUCGCUUGCUAGCGUUAAUCAACGUGAGCCUAAACAGCCUAGAGUAGUGUUAAAUAUAAACGUGCAUUUGCCCAUGCAUUUAAACAUCGACAGUUGUCAGUGCGAACUGACUUUUCGUUUUUAUUGAGCAAUCAGUCAACAUAGCGGUGGUGUUUCCCGUGGCUUUGCUGUAGCCUAGUUAGCUAUUCGGUAGUUUGACGUUGACAAACUAAUUACCUAGCUGGUUGUCUAUUUAGUUUCGUUGUUAUUAAUUGAUUUUAAAGCGACCAUUUGUGUUGUCAUUGAAAUAUCCACCACAUCUUCGGAAUAACCAAGUAUGGGAAUGUGCCUUCCUUGUCUGGGUGGAGCUGCAGAGGACGUGGUGGAUACGCCAGAUCCAGAAACUAGAAGACGUCAGCUAGCAGAAGCGGCGGAGAAAAGACAGAAAGAGACCUCGAACCGAGGAGUCAAGAACCCGGAAGCACUCGAAAGAAAAAAGAGGAAACAGGAAGAGAUGGAGAAGCAGACCAUGAUGAACACGUCUCCGUCAGGAGGCGGGGGGCUCAAGUGGCAGAUGGGCUGAUCUGAAGACCUCUCUGGUGGUUUAAGGACAUUGGAGAAGCAUCGAGCAACACAAACAGUGUCGCAGUCAACUUGAGGGUGUUUUUUUUUUUUUGUCUUUUGUUUGUUUUUGGUUCAAUUUUUCAUACGCUAGUCAGAGCAGUUGCAUCUAGAGCAUCUAAAACUAGCCAAGCUGGAAGUAUGAUUACUCGCCAUAGCCUCUUGAUUGGCUGGAGUGCAGCAGUGGACACACCCCUGUCUAGAUUGCCAAGGUGUGCCAGCCAAUGGGUUGCUAGAGCAGCUGACUGCUAACAGUGAGUAGCAGGUUGCAAAAAGCUCUGCCAGCUGAAGAAACAUUGCUACACAUAACUACUGUUAAUCACAAUGCAGCUCUCUCACAUACACACACACGCACACACAGACACAAACAGACAUGCACAUGCUCAAACAAUCUCUUUGAAAGGUUGUACAAUGGUGCUUCUGUCACAUCACAUUGGUUUGAAUGCUUUUGUGCUUGUGUGAAAAUUUAUAUAGAUGUGUAUUUUUCUUGGAGUUCAUGGCUCUCUCGAGUGAUUUUAGCAUGAUUGGAAGUCACCUCUACCACAGAUAUGUAGGAAAACACUUUUAGACCAAACCUAAGAUUGUUGUAGGCUCAAUGUUGGUUGGUGUCAGACCAGUUUUGCUGAGAUGCAUUGAUUGUCUUUCAUAUUUAAUUAUUCCUUAUAGUGCAAAGUAAGUUAUUUUAUCUUGAGACUGAAAGUUAGAGUAUGUUUGUUUGUUUGCAUCAGUUUGAUGUUAUUUAAUAGAAGGCGUUGGAUGAAAUGAAAGGCUUUUGCCAUUGAGAAGUGUUUGUACACAUUGCUUAUGUAACUUUUCACCAUUUACUAAUGCAAUUCACUUUUUGAUUAGUGAAGUCAUGUUUAACAUGUUGAAAUGAAGAUGCCUCAUACUGUAUAUUUCUCUUGACUCAUGUGUGGCAGUGUGCUUUUCUGACACAAAAAUGGCAGCAUUUCGGUGAUCUGUCCACAAAUGCCUUACUGUAUUUCAGGAUUUUAAUCGGAAUGGACUUGACCUUAGUCUCAGAAUGGAUUCAGAACCUUUGACCAGGAAGUGCAGCUUGUAGCGGUAGAUGUGUCAUCUGGACACUGAAGGAGAGAAGGGGCAUCAACACUGAAGAUGCCCCCUUUCUAAUCACUAACCUUAACACUAUCUGUGCUUCUGAAACACAGCGGGAAGGAACUCAUGGAAAAGAUGGGUGUGUGAACAGUGCUGAAGAAAGCAUUGAAACUUCAAGAAAUUAAUUUCUAUUCCAACCCCGUCUGUUUGCCUUGCUUCUCCAUUUACAUCGGCGGAAUUAAAUUUCUAUUUUAACCUGGCAUGGACUCUUUGUUGCUUCUCUUGAAUUAAAAUGCAAAAGUUCAGUCAGACCUGAUGACAGGGCAUAUAGUUCAGGCCUGGCUUGGUUGUACAUCAAAUGUUUGGUAUUUGAUUGAGGAGAAAUUGAUUUUCAGGGUUGAUCUGAUUUUCAUCAUGGCAAAUUGUUAUUGCAAAAUUGUUUUACUCAAUUUUGUCUACAGUUUAUGGCAUGAUGAAUAGGAACAAUAACAGUUUUUAGUUUUGUCAUGUGUAGCCCAAGAGGUAUUACACCGAAUCUCAUAUUCCUGCUUCUUGUUCAGGGCUUUUCCUGAACAAUCUUUAUUUAGUCUCUUAUCACAUAUGGGUUAACAUUUCAAAAUUGAUUAUUCUUUAACGACUGAACAUUUCUGAUGACUUCAGGCAUAGGAAUUGUACUUGCUUUAAGACCUGUGAUAUUUUCUGAUUGGACUUUUAAGCCAGUGCCCAUCACUCAAAAUGAAUCUGUUGACACGCAAAAGGUGGCAAUGUUUAUUUGGGUGAAAAUGAACUUAAGAUAGGUCUACCUUAAGUGUGUUAUGUGUUGUCUUUAUUUCCAUCUGAGAGUGAACAUGUAAUGAUCUGAUGGAUCACAUGCUGCUAAUGUAGUCAAACAAAAUAAUGUUUUUGCUCCUCUAAAGGGUGAUGUUUUACUUGCCUUAAAGAAAUGAUUUGUCUGACUAGAGAUGCAUGUCAUUACUACUAAUGAUGCUUAAUAACACCUGUGAGUAGUACAAGUGGAAAUUAAGCCAUUAGGCAAGUUAAAUGUAACAGCUUAUCUGUAAUAAGACAACAGAAGGAAAUAUGGAAAUGAAGAGAGAGGG
Molecule: messenger RNA, 3068 nt
Organism: Sardina pilchardus (European sardine)
Lineage: Eukaryota; Metazoa; Chordata; Actinopteri; Clupeiformes; Clupeidae
Gene: svip
Product: small VCP interacting protein
Exons: 4
Coding region: 629-874 (81 amino acids)
Biological process (GO): positive regulation of autophagy; negative regulation of retrograde protein transport, ER to cytosol; negative regulation of VCP-NPL4-UFD1 AAA ATPase complex assembly
Cellular component (GO): endoplasmic reticulum membrane
Source: RefSeq, a predicted model, not a curated record